Molecule: messenger RNA, 1672 nt
Organism: Uloborus diversus
Lineage: Eukaryota; Metazoa; Arthropoda; Arachnida; Araneae; Uloboridae
Product: PI-PLC X domain-containing protein 1-like
Exons: 4
Coding region: 216-1568 (450 amino acids)
Biological process (GO): lipid metabolic process
Molecular function (GO): phosphoric diester hydrolase activity
Source: RefSeq, a predicted model, not a curated record
CGAACAGUGCCCCGUCUUUCAAAGAAAAGAUCCCCCGAUGGGAGCGUUUUUGAAUGUGUGUUUUGAUAAAGAGGAAGUGAACACUUGUUUAAGGGGAAAAUGUAGCGGCGCGUAUUCAGAGAGCGAUUAAUACAGACUUCGCAGUUGAUGAUCUGUGGCAGGAGAGAAAACGUCCACCACUUUCUCUCCUCCGGGACACUGGAAUUGGUCGGAUAAUGACUGUUUCCGAAAGACAUGGAGGAGUUUUAUGCAUCCUGUUUCUAUUUGGAAUGUCUGAAGUUACUUUCGCUUUACUAAGGCAUGAUGUCAAUGACGGAUUAGGUUUUGAAGUAAGUUACGCAGGAGGAACGGAAGUAAAGCCUGUAGUUUUUCUAACUGUGUCUUCCCUGGCAUCAAGGACCAACAACGUGGAAGACCGCAUAAUUGAGAUGAACUGGGAUUAUAUUGCCCAACAGGACGUGGAAGCAGAAGUAUGGGUGAAGCUUUACAAUGCUGAUCCUCUCGCAAAUCAUUCCGAUCCUUUAAUAUCUGUACGGCCUAGCUCAGCUGGAUAUCACAGGACGAAUAUAAAGUAUCCAGAAAUAGCAUUUACAACAGAAAAUCUGACGGACACUUGCCUUGGCUUUUGGAUAACAUACGAAAGAAAUUCUGAAAUUUCUUCUUGGAAUUGUUUACGAGCAAGACCUCAUUGGAUGAAUGAAAUUAGAUCAAUACUGGGAAAUAUGUCUCUAAUCGAAAUGAUGAUACCAGGAACACACAAUGCUGGAAGCUAUGGCCCUUUUAAUAGAAAUGAAGACAACAGGUUCAACAGGUACCUGCUGAAUCAGGAGGAAAAUAUUUGGAGUCAGCUGGUGUAUGGAAUCAGGUAUCUGGAUUUACGAGUAGCUUAUCAUGACUCAGUGAAUCCCCCUGAAAAGUUCUGGAUUACGCACAGUUCUUUUAGAACAGAAGUGCCAGUAAGAGAAGCCAUAAAUCAAGUCAAACGAUUUCUAAACGCCACUUCAGAAAUCGUAAUAAUGGAUUUCCAUCGUUUUGUGGGAGGGUUCCAAGGCCAGGAUUCUGUGGUGCGACAUCAAGAAUUAAUCCACUUACUUGAAGAAGAGUUAGCAGAUUACAUGAUUCCUGCUGGUUUCACUCCUUGGGUAACUCUCAAUUCUCUUUGGGAUGUUGACAGAAGACUUUACGUUGGCUAUGCUGACAACAACGCCAGGAGACAAAGCCAGUAUCUCUUUCCAGCAAUAAAGCAUCUGUGGGGAGACGUUGAUAAAGUGCGCGAUCUCAAAGCAUAUUUGAAUAGGACAGUUUGCAGCACUCGGGCACCAAGAGGACUUACCUCUGCCAUGGCUCAACUAACACCUUCCACCAUGGGAGCAAUCUUCGACUUCUAUGGCGGGUUGCGAAACAUGGCGGAUGCUGUUAAUCGACAGAUCACAAAGUGGUUUCGAGAUGAAUGGAGCCAUUGUGCAAAUAUUGUAUCCACUGACUAUUUCUUGGGUAACAACAUUAUUGAAAUUGCCAUUGAGACUAAUAAAAGAAGAAGGCCGUUACCAGGAACUGUAUUUUCAUAAAAUGAAACACUUUACAGUAUGGAGCUUGGUUUUUUCCUAAAGUGAAUUUUUAAUGACAUUUUUUUAAUUAAACAGAUUCCUUUUAUUAAAUUUUAUUAGAAAUA